Messenger RNA from Suillus subalutaceus, 1073 nucleotides. RefSeq names its product Metallo-dependent phosphatase-like protein. The transcript is spliced from 10 exons. Gene Ontology annotation, molecular function: protein serine/threonine phosphatase activity. Lineage: Eukaryota; Fungi; Basidiomycota; Agaricomycetes; Boletales; Suillaceae. Bases 82 to 1011 code for a protein of 309 amino acids. Gene Ontology annotation, cellular component: cytoplasm. The record is from RefSeq and is a predicted model, not a curated record. Gene Ontology annotation, biological process: G1/S transition of mitotic cell cycle; peptidyl-serine dephosphorylation.
UGAUCCUUCAGCUAAUAUAUUCUACAGCACACCGAGUCAAACACGACAAUAACUCAGCUCUAAUAUUCCCGUAUUAUCGACAUGCCCUCUUAUAACCCCGACAAAUGGAUAGACCAACUCAUGGAAUGUCGCCACCUCCCAGAACCCGAUAUGAAAGUCCUCUGCGACCGUGUUCGCGCUAUACUCAUGGAAGAGUCGAAUAUCCAACCCGUUUCAAGUCCAGUCACCAUUUGCGGCGACAUUCACGGUCAGUUCUGGGACUUACUCGAACUGCUACGAAAGGGUGGACAGGUCCCAGAGACGAGUUAUAUUUUUAUGGGCGACUUUGUUGAUCGAGGGCAUUAUAGUUUGGAGACUGUGUCCUUACUGUUGGCGCUGAAAGCCCGAUACCCAGAUAAAGUCACUCUCCUCCGUGGAAACCAUGAAAGUAGACAAAUCACACAGGUGUAUGGAUUUUAUGAUGAGUGCCAGCAAAAGUACGGUAGUGCUGCUGUUUGGAAGGCAUGUUGUAGUGUAUUCGAUUUUCUCAAUCUUGCUGCUAUAAUAGAUGGAGAGACUUUGUGCGUGCAUGGUGGCCUAUCACCAGACAUUCGAACUCUAGAUCAAAUUCGUGUCCUCUCGCGUGCCCAGGAAAUCCCUCAUGAAGGUGCCUUCUGUGACCUCAUGUGGUCUGAUCCGGAAGACAUCGACACUUGGGCUGUCAGUCCACGCGGAGCUGGUUGGCUAUUUGGUAGAACUGUGACGCGAGAGUUCAAUCAUGUUAACUCGUUGAGUCUCAUUGCUCGUGCACAUCAGCUCGUGCAAGAAGGGUACAAAUACAUGUUUGAUGACCAACUCGUUACCGUGUGGUCUGCACCAAAUUACUGCUACCGAUGCGGUAACAUGGCGUCAAUACUAACAAUAAAGGAGGAUGGAAGUAGAGAUUUUACUGUUUAUGAUGCUGCCCCCGAGAACGAGAGAGAUAAGGGGAUGCAAACAAAAAAGAUGAAUACAAUGCCCUACUUUGUAUGACAUGGUGUAUUACGAUUAUGUAUGUGUACAGCGCUAUCCACUUCUUUGGUGUCGCCAUUUCA